Molecule: messenger RNA, 727 nt
Organism: Odontomachus brunneus
Lineage: Eukaryota; Metazoa; Arthropoda; Insecta; Hymenoptera; Formicidae
Exons: 3
Coding region: 45-716 (223 amino acids)
Source: RefSeq, a predicted model, not a curated record
GUAGUGGAUUGUCUGGUCAUGACAGAAACUAUCAUAAUUGCUUCAUGCUAAAUAGGAAAUCAAGCCAAAAAAACUAUCCACAAAACAGAAUGAGAUGUCAUGAUUCUGAAUCGACAACUUGUACGACUCCACAAGUAUAUUGUAAUAAUGAAACUAUUAUAGAACGGAAUCAUCUAAAACUUUACAAACAUCGUAUCGAUAUGUUAACUGUCGCGCUCGAGAAUUUUCGGAUUCAAAAUGAGCAAUUAAAACAAGAAUUAGAUAAGUAUCGAGAAAAUACAGUGGACAACGAAGUGUUUCCAUUGCGAAAUCAUGUUAAAGAGCUAACGAGCCAGCAACAAAGUCAAAACUUUACAUGGAAAAUUAAAUCGCUUAAGAAAACUAUUGCGAAGCUGAGAAAAUUAAACAGCACCAUAGAGAACGUUUACGAAAAAAAAUUACAGCGUAUCGUCAAAAAUAAGAAUCUAGAAAUCAAAGUUUUGCAACUGCAAUUCCAAGAACGAGCAAGCGAUAUAUUUUUGUCUCUAUGCUCAGAAAAACAGAAUGAGUUACACAACUUGGUAUCAUCUUUAGAGAAAAGAUACAAGACACUCUUAACAAAUGCUGACGCUGCCAUUGAAAGCCAACGAGAAGAGUACAUUACGAAAAUAGCCGCACUUGAAGCUGAACUGUGCCAUUUGAGAAAUAAUCUUCGAUCUAAAUCCGAAUACAUGUGACUGCGAAUGAC